UAAAAAAAAUAAUAAAAAAAUUGGGCUUAAAACUAUAAAGGGCCCAUUUCAAAACCCUUAUAAAACCCCAAAAUCAACAAAAACCAGCCAUUUUGAGACAAGAAACAAAGAUGCAGAUUUUCGUGAAAACCCUAACCGGAAAGACCAUAACUCUCGAGGUUGAGAGCAGUGACACCAUUGAUAAUGUCAAAGCUAAGAUUCAAGACAAAGAAGGUAUUCCACCGGAUCAGCAGCGCUUGAUCUUUGCCGGAAAGCAGCUUGAAGAUGGCCGGACCCUUGCUGAUUACAACAUCCAGAAAGAAUCAACUCUUCAUUUGGUGUUGAGGCUAAGAGGAGGAAUCAUUGAACCUUCUUUGAUGGCAUUGGCUAGGAAAUACAACCAAGACAAGACUAUUUGCCGCAAGUGCUAUGCUCGUUUGCACCCAAGAGCCGUAAACUGCAGGAAGAAGAAGUGUGGUCACAGCAACCAGCUGAGGCCAAAAAAGAAGAUCAAGUAAACUGUAGGCGAGUUUGCAUAAUGGGUUUGGAAGUAUGUGCAUCUUUUAUUGUUUUUCUCUUUUUUGAAGAAAAGUAACUCUAAUACAUUGUUUAAGAAAUGUUGUUAUUAACCGAGACACUUUGAAAAGUAAUGGAUUUCUUGGUUUGUUGGCUAGUCUAA
This is a messenger RNA of Helianthus annuus (common sunflower), 658 nucleotides long. RefSeq names its product ubiquitin-60S ribosomal protein L40. Bases 111 to 497 code for a protein of 128 amino acids. The transcript has 5 exons. Gene Ontology annotation, cellular component: cytoplasm; ribosome; nucleus. Lineage: Eukaryota; Viridiplantae; Streptophyta; Magnoliopsida; Asterales; Asteraceae. Gene Ontology annotation, molecular function: ubiquitin protein ligase binding; protein tag activity; structural constituent of ribosome. The record is from RefSeq and is a predicted model, not a curated record. Gene Ontology annotation, biological process: modification-dependent protein catabolic process; protein ubiquitination; translation.